Anas platyrhynchos (mallard) is the source of this 4644-nucleotide messenger RNA. RefSeq names its product formin binding protein 1 like (gene FNBP1L). NCBI's taxonomy places the organism in Eukaryota, Metazoa, Chordata, Aves, Anseriformes, Anatidae. Gene Ontology annotation, molecular function: protein binding. The record is from RefSeq and is a predicted model, not a curated record. Gene Ontology annotation, biological process: signal transduction.
GUCUCCUCCGCGGCUCCCCCUCCCCGAGCCGGGCGGGGCCGCAGCUCGCAGCGCCGCCGCUCCUUGUGCCGCCUCUCCCCGCUGACCGAGGGCACCGCCGGGACCCUCUCCGGCCGCCCCCCCCCGUCCCCGCCGCCGCCUCAGCCGCAGCCGGCGCUGCCCGCGGAGCCGCCAUGAGCUGGGGCACGGAGCUGUGGGAUCAGUUCGAUAACUUAGACAAGCAUACGCAGUGGGGCAUUGACUUCUUGGAGAAAUAUGCAAAAUUUGUAAAAGAAAGGAUAGAAAUUGAGCAAAACUAUGCAAAACAACUGAGAAAUCUGGUUAAGAAGUACUGUCCUAAACGUUCAUCCAAAGAUGAAGAACCCAGGUUUACUUCAUGUAUUGCCUUUUUUAACAUCCUUAAUGAGCUGAAUGACUAUGCAGGACAACGUGAAGUAGUUGCAGAAGAAAUGGGACACAGAGUCUAUGGAGAAUUGAUGAGAUACUCACAUGAUCUAAAAACUGAGAGAAAAAUGCAUCUUCAGGAAGGGCGAAAGGCUCAACAAUAUCUGGACAUGUGCUGGAAACAGAUGGAUAAUAGCAAAAAGAAAUUUGAGAGAGAAUGCAGAGAGGCAGAGAAGGCGCAGCAAAGCUAUGAAAGACUGGACAAUGACACUAACGCGACAAAGGCUGAUGUUGAAAAGGCUAAGCAACAGUUAAACCUGCGCACACACAUGGCUGAUGAAAACAAAAAUGAAUAUGCUGCACAACUACAGAAUUUUAAUGGGGAACAACACAAACAUUACUACAUUGUCAUUCCUCAGAUUUAUAAGCAACUUCAAGAAAUGGAUGAAAGAAGGACCAUCAAACUCAGUGAAUGUUACAGGGGCUUUGCUGACUCUGAGCGCAAGGUUAUUCCGAUAAUCUCUAAAUGCUUAGAAGGGAUGAUCCUUGCAGCAAAAUCAGUUGAUGAACAUAGGGACUCCCAGCUAGUGAUAGACUGCUUCAAAUCUGGUUUUGAACCUCCUGGAGAUUUUCCAUUUGAAGAUUACAGUCAGAAUAUUUACAGAACUAUCUCUGAUGGAACCAUCAGUACACCAAAGCAGGAAGGAAUGAGAAUUGAUUCAAAAACUACAGUGGGCAAGGCUAAAGGAAAGCUGUGGCUGUUUGGAAAGAAGCCAAAGCCACAGUCCCCACCCCUAACCCCUACUAGUUUAUACACAUCCAGUACUCCUAAUGGGUCCCAGUAUCCCAUAUUCUCCAUUGAACCAGUGCAUUAUUGCAUGAGUGACAUAAAAACAGGGAAGCCCAGAAUUCCUUCUUUCAGAAGCCUCAAAAGAGGGUGGUCGGUGAAGAUGGGCCCUGCACUAGAAGACUUCAGCCACCUCCCUCCAGAACAAAGGCGCAAGAAACUGCAGCAGAGAAUUGAUGAACUCAACAGAGAACUACAGAAGGAAACUGACCAAAAAGAUGCCCUCAUCAAGAUGAAAGAUGUUUAUGAAAAAAAUCCCCAGAUGGGUGAUCCAAGCAGUCUGCAACCAAAAUUAGCUGAGACAAUGAGCAACAUGGACCGUCUUCGGAUGGAAAUACACAAGAAUGAGGCCUGGCUCUCUGAAGUUGAAGGUAAAGUAGCAGCCAGAAGUGACAGGCGGCACAGCAGUGAUAUCAACCACCUCGUAACACAGGGCAGAGAGAGCCCUGAAGGGAGUUACACGGAUGAUGCAAAUCAGGAAGGUCGAGGCCCACCACAGCAGCAUGCACAUCCAAAUGAAUUUGAUGAUGAGUUUGAAGAUGAUGAUCCAUUACCAGCUAUAGGACAUUGCAAGGCAAUAUAUCCCUUUGAUGGUCAUAACGAAGGCACUCUAGCAAUGAAAGAAGGGGAAAUUUUAUACAUUAUUGAGGAGGACAAAGGAGAUGGGUGGACAAGAGCUCGGAGACAAAAUGGAGAGGAAGGCUAUGUACCAACGUCAUAUAUAGAUGUAACGCUAGAGAAAAACAGCAAAGGUGCAGUAACCUAUAUCUAACAGUAAACUGGCAGCUUACAAGUAUACAUUCCCCGGGGAAAAUAGUGGACAAAUAGUAAGUCACACAGGUUCAUGGAAAGCAUUAGAAUAACAGAAGUGAGGAGGGGCCUGUUGUUUGCAAUGUGAGUUUGCCACAGCAUUUUCAUAUAUGACAGCAUUAAAUUGGUCUCCAGUUUUGGCCAGUGUUUUCUACUUUGUUUCACUGUUCCUGCUCUACAGAGAACUAAAUCCAAUUCAACUAUUAAAUGGAGAAAGACCAGGAUUCCUGCUUGUUCUACACAAUACUUUGGUUUUAUAGAAAACUGAAAUUUAAGUUUUAAAGACUUCUAAGAUGUGCUGUUCCCAUUUCUUAAUUUAAACUAUAUAUUUAAACCAGAGGUUUUUUUCCUCUAAUAACUAACUGAACUUGGUUACUGAAAAUUAUUAAUUUCCUUCCUUAGCAAAUACUUGGCAACUUUCACCUCUUAAACAGGAAAAUUUUUUCUGAUUCUAAAAGCUCAACAGAGCUACUCAGGAAGAAACAGUAUGAUUAAAAGGACAGAAAGUCCACUGACCUGUGUUUCUCCUUCCCUUUCUGUGGUUGUAAAGUAAAAUGUUGUGUACAGAACACAACUUAAUGAUUUUAACUCUAGAUACCUUAAACCUAAAGAAACCCCACCAAAACUGAAACACUACCAAAAAAUCAAACAAGCCAACACUUGUAAUUGUUGAUGAUGUUUCACUGAAUUUUAAGCUCUCUGCUCCGGAAAAGGGAAUGAUUUUAUGUUCUUAAGUUGUGCCUAUAAGCUAAGUCUUUGAAUUGCAUAAUGUUUAGUUUGAAAUCAAGCUCUUGAAUGUACAGUAAUUAAUUCCCUCACUGUUAAUCACUGAGGUUUGGAAACUGCAUUGCACUACUUGAUUACUAGAGAAAAAAAAAGAAAAAGAAACUAAGCUAAAAACUAAAAGCUUGUAUUUGUAAUGUUGAUUUGUGGAAAUAAUACAAGGCUAAUGAAUAGCCACUGAGAAUGGCCUGUUAGAUCUGAGCACACUUCUCUGUCUUCUAAAGGCCUUCAGUAACUUUGUUCUUUUCUUUUUCCUCUUGGACUGCAGGUUCCUGAAGCGGGUUUCUGAGAAAAUGGGCGAGAUCUUGAAGGAGGUUACAUGCAGCUGCUUGGGGCGGGGGGUGGGGGGGGAAGGUAUUAGACUGGGAGGCCCAUUAAACAAGGGGAAAAGCUAGUUGCAUGAAUGCAUGCAGACAUACAUUUAGUCACUAACAUUCUUAGCAUUUCCAUACAUAAUUAAGGAUGCAUUACAAAUUCUUAAAUUCGUGCAGGAAAAUAGCAUUUCUUUACCAGAGUAAAAAGGCAACUGCUCCUAAAUUUUUUUGUUUUCGUUGUCAUAGGUGGUCCGAAGGGCACAAACUAGAUUUUAGCUUGUGCAACAUUUUGGUCAUCUCAUUUAUACUUUUUUCCAACUCAUGUAAUUGACAGUCAUUUAGAACCAUGUCAGUUACCAGUCUGCCUGUGCCACCUCCAUGCUCGCCCUUAACCUCCUCUUGCAUGCCUAGGACAGUCGGGCAUGUCUGUGUAACACUUUUUUGACAUCAUUGCUUUUCUUAUUUUGUAACAAAUCAUUCUGUUUAAAUAUCUUCAGCACUAGAAUUUUAUCCCAGUAUCCAUGUAUGCUGCUAUAACUUUUCCACUGCAACCAUCAUUACAUUCCAGUUUUUGGCAUAACUGAUAAGAGAUGAAAUAUUUAUGUUGAUUUGGGGAAAUAAUACAUCUCAGCUCUACUCUACAAUCCAGUCAAGAGAAACUCCUAGACCUGUAGUCCAUCUUCAGCACUUCAGUAACCUACUGUGCGCACUGAAAACCUGGAACACCACCAGAGAUUCACCACUGCAAGCUAAUGACUGUUUUCAGAAGUCGACUGCUUGCCAUUCAAAUGCUGCCUUAAACUAGAGUGCCUAAAUCUGUUGUUUGCCAACACUACCACUUACAGUAUCUCACAAAGGGCUUUGUGUCUCAGCUCUUUCCACAGUGCUGCAGCUGCUGAGGUAGCCACGGUAGGUGUUUUCUAGAGUUCUACAUUACAGGAUACAUGGUGCAUCAUGACUUUUAUACAUUGGGACGCAUAUCUCUUAAUUUGACUUUAAUAUUUUAAAAAAUAUUUUUAUGGAACCUUUUAGUUUUUGACUAUGAAGUUCCCAUUUUAAUUACUGCAGUGCUAGUCUGUUUCCAGGUGAUGCUUCAUUGUAUGGACCUGUUGAAAUUUGAGUGAUACUUUGUAAUGAUCUAUGUGCACUUUUACUUGUAAACAAUUGAAAUUUGGAUAUGUUUAUACGUGUAAAUAUAGUUGUCUGCAGUGCCCCUAUUGCUUAUGUUGUCUUGCCUCCCAUUUGUGGUUCUAUUAAUAACUACAUCAUAUCUGAUCUAUUAGGGUGAUAAGAAUUAGACUAGCAAUGUUGGGCAGGGGUGGGAGGGAUACUUGCAUCAAACAAAGCUUGUCAGCCCAGCCAACUGCUGUUUGGGGAAAUGAAAUAAUAAUCAAAACAUCCUGUUUUCCUGGGGUCUGAAGCAAUAUUUGGAUGCAGCAGUGCUGGAUUCUUUUUAAUUUCAGUGUUAUUAGGAACUGUACUAUGAGUAAAACUGAAUUUGAGUGA